Neocloeon triangulifer is the source of this 1713-nucleotide messenger RNA. Its product is annotated as UDP-glycosyltransferase UGT5-like. NCBI's taxonomy places the organism in Eukaryota, Metazoa, Arthropoda, Insecta, Ephemeroptera, Baetidae. The transcript has 6 exons. The record is from RefSeq and is a predicted model, not a curated record. Bases 1 to 1602 code for a protein of 533 amino acids. Gene Ontology annotation, molecular function: UDP-glycosyltransferase activity.
AUGGGGCUUAAAUCUUCACCAAUAAUGCGUUGGUUGAUAUUAUUUUUGGCCGCCCUGGCCGCUUUUGACGUAGCCCCAAGCAAUGGAGCUCGAAUUCUGGCCGUUUUUCCCUUCAUUUCAAAGAGCCAUAUGAUCGUGUUGAACGCUCUGACCAAAGAGUUAUCCUCCAGAGGUCAUGAAAUGGUCGUGGUCUCUGCUUUCCCGCAGGAGAAAAAACGGCCAAACUACACCGACAUCGAUAUCAUGCCCGACUUGAAGGAAAUCAUGGAGGAAACCACAGGGAAGAAUCUUUUUUACGCGGGGAAAAUGCCUAUCUAUAAGCAGUCCUUUGUGAUGUGGGGGAAGGGCCUUGGCGCCACGGAAGCGGUGGUCAAAGGGUCGCGCUUCAAACAAUUGCUGAAGGACGAAAGGGGUUUCGACCUGGUCAUCACCGAGGUUUUCAUGAACGAGGCCAUCUACGGGCUUGCCUACCACUUUCAGGCUCCAUUGGUUUUGGUGUGUCCCUUUGGCGGAUUCCACUGGCACAAUUACGCGUCGGGUAACCCAGUUCCUUUAUCAUAUUACCCCAACCCUUUGCUCGAGUACACGCACAAAAUGACCUUCACUCAGCGCCUAUCCAACUUUUUAUUCACAAAGACGUGGGACCUCGGACAUUACUUUUACUACCUGCCGCGCCAGGAAGCUCUAAGUAAAAAGGUGUUUGGCCUAGACACCCCGAGCGUUCAAGAGUUGGAGGCGUCGGCCUCAGUGGUACUUGUGAACCAGCACUUCACCCUCAACUACCCACGACCUUUGAUGCCCAACAUAAUCGAGGUUGGAGGGAUGCACGUUUCGAGGGAGGUCAAACCACUCGCAAAGGAAUUCAAGGACUUCCUGGACGGGGCCAAAGAGGGCGCGAUUUAUUUUUCCAUGGGCAGCAAUUUGAAGAGCGAACUUAUGGGAGAUGAUCGGAUUAAGGCGUUUGUGCAAGCUUUUGCCGAACUACCGCAAAAGGUUCUGUGGAAGUGGCAGUCGGACAGUGUGCCAGGGCAAUCUAAAAAUGUUAAAGUGGCAGCUUGGAUGCCACAGCAGGAAAUUCUCGCUCAUCCAAAUGUGAAGGUUUUUGUAACCCACGGUGGUUUGCUGAGCGCCCAGGAAGCUGCCUUCCAUGGAGUCACUCUAGUGGGAAUUCCUGUUUUUGGUGAUCAAAAGCUGAACAUGCGGAAGGCCCAACUUGGUGGUUUUGGAAUUUACAUAGAUUUUAAUAAUGUUACAAAGGAAUCCAUCCAAUGGGCCCUCAACGAAGCCCUCCACAAUCCAAAAAUUACAGAGGCUUCAAGAUUGAGAUCUGCGCAAUAUCGGGACCAGCCGGAGUCACCCUUGGACAGGGCCAUCUUUUGGACUGAAUACGCUCUGCGACACAAGGGUGCUAAGCACCUUAGGUCGGCAGCAGCAGACCUCUGCUGGUUCCAGCUCAAUUUGUGGGACGUUUACUUUACUUUGUUGGCACCUGUUAUAUUAUCACUUUUGCUGUGCAAAAAGUGCUGCUGUGGAAGAAAAGAAUCAGCAAUAGCUGACAAAAAGGGAGAUAAAGCAGAUGGCAGCAAAAAGAAAAAGCAGUAGGUCUAAUAUGUAUUUUAAAUUUUCUUUUUCUACAAUAUUAAUUAUGUAGUGCCUUGAUACCAGUCGUGAAGUAUGGUUUUUAUGUGUAUUAAAAAAUGUCCGUUUUUACUA